Musca vetustissima is the source of this 1339-nucleotide messenger RNA. Its product is annotated as phospholipase B1, membrane-associated-like. The record is from RefSeq and is a predicted model, not a curated record. Gene Ontology annotation, molecular function: glycerophospholipase activity. Gene Ontology annotation, biological process: phospholipid metabolic process. The transcript has a single exon. The annotation marks the transcript as partial. NCBI's taxonomy places the organism in Eukaryota, Metazoa, Arthropoda, Insecta, Diptera, Muscidae.
ACUGCCAUCCAUGGAAUACCUCCGUAUUUUUAUCCUCUUUAUAAUCCUUACCACCUGGAGUGAGGCUUUCCAACACAAGGAUGUGGAUCGAAUACUCAUCAAAUCUGGCAUACGCAAGGGUAAAUUUAGUUUGCAGGAAGCCGAGUCAGGAAAGCAGCUGGUCAGCAAUAUAGAUGAUGGUCUGCGAGAUUUAAUCGCCCUGAUUCGUAAGGGAUUUAUCAAAUAUUCCGAUAAAAAAUCCUAUCAUCUGUAUCACAACAACUGGAAGCGGGGUAAAAUACAAAUACCCAGUCGGAGGGGAGAAGAUUUCCCAUGCCCCUUGAAUGGUACCCGUUCUGCCACAAGGCCUACCAAUGUUAAUCAGUUACGUCCAGGAGAUAUUGAUGUGGUGGCUGCCAUUGGAGAUUCUUUGUCGGCGGGGAAUGGUAUCUAUUCGAAGACGUUCCUAAAUUUAAUUGCCGAAUUUCGUGGCAUGGCAUUUUCGGGUGGUGGUAUGGCCAAUUGGAGAACCGUGCUGACUUUGCCGAAUAUUUUAAAGGUGUUCAACCCCAAUCUGUAUGGCUAUGCCACCGAUAAUGUUUUGGUUAAGGAAAAGAAGUCCUACUUUAAUAUUGCCGAACCGAUGAUAAUGUCCCGAGAUUUGGUGUAUCAGGUGCAGGUGUUAAUAGAACGCCUGAAGGGAGAUCCUCGUGUAAAUAUGAAAAAGGAUUGGAAAAUUCUGACGAUUUUUGUGGGCAGUUUGGAUUUGUGCUUUGAUCUCUGCCAAAGCGAUCGGCUGUGGGAUAAAUUGAGGCAACAUGAAAUCGAUUUAAUUGAUGCCUUUACCCUGCUAAGGGAUAAUGUACCGAGAUUGUUGGUAAACCUUCUGCCAGCUCCCAAUAUGGUCACGACAUUGGGUCAGUUGCGAAAUGUCCCGCUGCAAUGUAAGGCGGUUCAUCUUUUUGGUUGUCGUUGUGUUUUCGGGGCAGCCCAUAAUGAAACAUCGUGGCGGGUGGCUUCGGAAUUUUUCACACGCUGGCAGGCAGUGGAUGAAUAUGUCGCCGCCAUGCCCGCCUUUCAAACCGAUGAUUUUGCCGUUGUCUAUCAGCCGUUUACAGCUAAUGCGAAAUUACCUCGGGACCCUAAAGGUGAUGUAGAUUUGAGGUUCUUUUCCAGCGACUGCUUCCAUUGGAGUCAAUUGGGCCAUGCAGCCAUUGCCAAUUCCCUAUGGAAUAAUAUGCUGCAAAUGCCACAUCGAAAAGAUGAAGCCAUACGAGAGCCCCUGGAGGUGUUUCAAUGCCCGACGGCCGAACGGCCCUUUAUUGCAACAUUGCGGAAUAGUCUUACGGGGUAUUUUUAA